Molecule: messenger RNA, 1002 nt
Organism: Seminavis robusta
Lineage: Eukaryota; Bacillariophyta; Bacillariophyceae; Naviculales; Naviculaceae
Source: the annotation of a GenBank genome assembly
AUGAUGAAGACUUUGGGUUUUGCUCUUGCAUUCCUGAUUUUCUUGGUUCACUACACUGUGGUGCGUAAAGAGUUUCCAGUUCACAGUGACGGUGCCAUUUUGAUCUCUGGUACAUCAUCUGGAAUUGGGCGUGCCACUUGCGGGUGGUUAGCAGAGCAGCAUCCACAGAUCACUGUCUACUGCGGCGUUCGCAGGGAGAUACAAGGAUCUCCCUUUGACUUGCCAAAUGUGAAGCAAGUUACUCUGGACAUUACCAAUCAAGAGCAUGUGGAUGCAGUCCUUCAACAAAUUGAACAAGCCCAACAGCCUUUGAUUGCCGUUGUCAACAAUGCUGGGCUUUAUGAUAUGAACACCUUUGAAUUCCUAGGUGCGGAAAGGCUGAGGAAAGUCCUGGAAGUAAAUGUAGUGGGAACCUAUCAACUUACACAGGCAGCAUUGCCAGCACUCCGGGAAAGCAAGGGUCGAAUUGUCGCAGUGAGUUCCAUCUCCGGUUUGGUGCAAGGGACACCAUUAAUGACAGCCUACCAAAGCUCCAAGCAUGCACUUGAGGUCAUGUUUGAUGUCCUGCGAGUGGAAGUGGCACCCCAUGAUGUCUCUGUGAGUUUGAUUGCACCUGGAUGGUUGGAAAGCAACAUUCUGGAGGAUGUAAAAGUGAUGCAGGAAAAAGCAAUGCCAAAGAGUGACCAAAACGCAACGCUGGGGGCAAUGGAAAUAUAUCUUCAUGUUGUGGGUGCAUCAUACAUGAGCAUGUUCACCGAGGUGGCCACAACUACAGGAAGGAUGGAGGAGACGUGUGAUAGUAUUGAUGAUGCCAUUUUUGGAAAGUACCCCAAACCUCGUUAUGUGACUUCAAGAGUUGGAGCCAUGCCAGCUUGGCUAGCUGCCGCCAUGCUGAAUGCUCUUCCCACUCGUCUGGUGGAUAUUGCCUCAUCAAAUUUGGAACCGAUUGUGUACAUGAUACGAGUUCGCGCCUUUCUGGAACACCUGUUGGGGAUGGCAUAA